AUGGAGAACGCAGACGACCUUUUUAACCCCAGGUACGACAGGAGCGGCGUGUUUUUAAACUUCAUACUCGUUAUUUAGUGACGGACGCGUCUGAGAGCUUCAAACUGAUGAUAUAUGAGGAUUAACGGUCCUUACAGAGGGUAAAGAGUUCAGGUUAAAUCUGAAGUUAGUGUCUGUUUUAACAGUUUUUAUCCCCAAACUCACGAUUGAGUCGUUUCUCAACCUGAACUUUGAUUUUAUUCAAACUUUUUGAAACUUUUCUCGGUCAGAUUUCUGAUUUUAUUCUAAAUGAAACGACUCAGUUGUCUGUUUGUGUGACUGACUGUGAAGCGACAAGGACAAACGUGGUGUCUGAGCGAAGAAAAACUGUUUUAUGUUGUUUUAAGACAGAGUCGGUCUUCAGAUGAUACUCUGGUUUAUUCAGGAGGGUUUGUUUUACUUUAUUUCUUAUUUGAUGAAUAUUUUAAAGUUAAACUUCUGUGUGUAUUUAAAACUCUGACUUUACAGUAGAAAGGUUAAACAUAUAAUGACUUUGUGAAAUAUAUAAUAAUAUAAAAUCCAACUGUUGACCCUCCUUUAGACUUUAACAUCAAAACUUCACCUAAAUCUUAAAUUUAUCUCCAAAUAUUCCUAAAAAGUGUUUUUUUACAGAGUUUUAACGUUUACCGUCUCUUCCUGUGAUGAUCGCAGUAUUAAAACGCAGUAUUAAAACGCAGUAGUACUAGUAUUUGAGUGUGUACUUCUUCUUCUCCCCGAGCUCGUCUCACAGCAGCUGACGUUAUUUAUAGCAGGAGGCGUGAGAGCAGCUGUCGUGUCGUUUCUGCGUUUAACAGGUGUCGCACGUGUGUGUGUCACUGCGUUUGUUUUCAUGUCUUUGUAAAGACUUGAUCCCCGGGGGACGUUCGCAGUGCGGGGACCUGAUGAUCACAUGAUCAAAUGAAACCUUUUAAAGAAGCGUUCAGGUUUGAAGACAUUAAAGAAUGACAGGGUGAAAGGUUCUUCGUUUUUGUUCACUUUGUUCAUGUAGAUCAGUGGUUUUAAACUGGUCUCACUCUGGGACCCACAUUUUCCCAGGGUCCUUAAGUCGUGACCAACUUUUAUAAAAUUUAAACAAAGAAAAUUUAUUUUUUAUUUAAAAAAACUUUAAUUACUCAAAUCUUUAACAUUAAUACACCGUAAAGAGUAAAGUACAACGGAGAAUUAGAGCCACAUUAAGAGAAAAAAAAAGACUUGGAAAUUAAAGUCAUUAUUUACGAGAAAAAAUGACUUAUUAAAUUAUUAAAAAAUAAUUUAGGAGAUUAAAGUUGUAAUUAAAAUUUUUCUUUACCGAGAAUAAAGUUGUGAUGAAUAAUUAUUUACAAGACUGAAACCGUAAUGUAAUCAUUACUUACGAGAAAAAUGUCAUAAUAUAAUCAUUACCUUCGAGAAAAAAGCUGUAAUAUAAUCAUUACAAAAAUAAAGUCCUAAUAUAACCAUAAUGAGAAAAAGUCGUAAUAUAAUCGUUACAAGAAUAAAGUCGUAAUAUUAAUAUGACAAGAAAAAAGUCGGAAUAUAAUCAUUACUUACAAGAAAAAAGUAAUAAAGUUAAUUUCUUACAUAAAUAAAGUUGUAGCUAAUAUUCUAACCUGUUGUUCGUUGUUUAAAUGAGCGCUGUGGAGCAUUUAGAUGAAUUGAAUUUUAAUAGUUUGGUUUGACAAACAAGGAGAUACUAAAUCUUUCGGCAUUUCAGCGUCACAUCGUCAGAAAUAUCGGGACAAAUUUAAGAAAUGCAUCUUUGUUUUAUUCUCGUUAGUAAUUAUCAAGUCUUAAAUUUUUCUUUUCUUAAUGUGGCCCUGAUACUCUGUCUUAGUAAACUAAUAAACCACAAGAGGACAUUUUUAUCGUUUAUCCGACUGUAUUCUGGUGUUUUUUAGUAAUUUAUUGAUCAUAUUGAUUAGAUAGAAGUUUAUAAAAGUUUGAAUCAAAUAUGAUAAAAAAGAUAAAUAAAGGGUUUUAAGAGAAUCAGUGAAAAACUUUUUUGAUAAUUUUGCUGCUAAAAUUAAAAACUUUUAUUUUUCAUGUUUUUUUAACACGUUAACUCGUCACAAACAGGUUUUAGUCCGUGUUGAAGGAGAUAAAGAGUAGUAGGGGAUUUUCCUUUACAGUAAAGUGAUGAAGAUAUCAGUCUGUGACAUUCGAGUGUAUUUGUGUAUGUAAAUCUGAACCAGACUUACAGCUGACGGGUGCGUCAGCGGCUUUCUGUUUGUCAUUAUGUAAAUACGCUGGUUUCACUCAGCCUCUGUGUGUGUGUGUGUGUGUGUGUGUGUGUGUGUGUGUGUGUGUGUGACUGUGUGUGUGUGUGUGUGUGUGUGUGUGUGUGUGUGUGUGUGUGUGAGUGUGGAACUUUUGAUGGUAUUUAAAUGAAAAACCUUCAGCUCUGAUAACGUCUCUCCAAACUUCACUGAUGACUCUUUCUGCCCAAAAACGUCCACGUCAGGUUCAGGUGUGAAUUUAUGAGCAGAAACUAAAUAAUAAAAACAGAGAAUUUCUGUUUUUAAUCUCUGAGAUAUUAAACUGACAGGUGUGUGUGUGUGUGUGUGUGUGUGUGUCAGUAGGAUGUUUGUGGUCAGACUGAGUCAACAGGAAUCAUCUCAUGAUGUUUCGAUGAUCUUCCUUUUCUCAAUUAUUUCUGACAUUUCUGUGUGUGUGUGUGUGUGUGCGUGUGUGUGUUUAACCCUCCGGCAGUGACUUUGACAAAUGUCCUCUCAGAUAUCAUCUAUAUAAACAUCCGAUCAGAGUAUUGAUGACAUUGAUUUACAUACAGUCAUAUCAGAUCACUCUGUCAUAGACCUUUGAUUAACAGAUUCACAUCUAGAUUAUAGAUCAUCAUUGUUUACAUUAUCAAUGAUCAUAUUUACAUUAUAGAUCAUCAUAGUAACAUUAAAGAUAGUCAUAUUAUUAUAAUAGAUCAAAAUAUUAUUAUUAUUAUUAAUCUUUACAUUUAUAUUACAGAUCAUCCUAUCUAUAUUAUAGAGCAUCAUAUUUAUAUAAUUUAACAUAAUAUAUAUUAUAGAUCAUUAUAUUAGUAUUAAAGAUGAGCAUUUUUAUAUCUAUUUUUAGAUUAACAUAUUUUUAUUAUUAUUUAUCCUACUUUUAUUUUUAAUUAUCCUAUUUUUGUUUUUAAUUAACAUAUUUUUAUUUUUAAUUUUCAUAUUUUUAUCUUAAUUAUUAUAUGUUAAUUUUUGAUAAUAGUAUUUUUAUUAUAAAUUUUAAUAAUAGUAUUUUUAUCUUAAUAAUUGUAUUUUUAUUUUUGAUUAUCGUAUUUUUUUACUAUCAUUUUACACAUUACCAUUUUUUAUUAUCAUAUUUUUAUUAUUAAUUAUCAUACGAAUAUUAGAGAUCACAUUUUCAUAUGUUCCUCUGUUUUUUCAGAGUUUGACCUUCUGUUUUUGUGUCUCUCAGUCUGGCGGCGGCGCUCAUUAAACUCGACCCCGAGGACGGCGAGCAGAUCGUGGAGUAUUUUAAAACCCACGCGCUGCUAACCAGAGAGAAAGCACGUGAGUAAAAACACGCUUUACGUUACCGAUCCGACACAGGACAACACGGCGAGGAAACAGCGUGUUAUCGAACCCCAAACUGCAGUCGUGUGUUUUUGUGUUUUCAGUCCUGCAGUCGUCGAUCAGAGACCAGAAAAAACUGCUGGUGGAAAACGGAAAAUUAAAGAAGGACAUCGAGCAGCUGAAGGUUCAACUUCAGGACAAACAGAGGAGACGCACAGGUACGCAUUACAAUCUAAUUCUCCGUCGCCACAUUUUAGCUCCGCCCAUUAUUCUUUUUUUUUUUUAAGGUCAGAGCUGAAGAUUUGAGUCAAAAAAGGUAGAAAUUUUUUUUUUAAUGAUAAAAGUUGUUUGAGAGACAUGAGUCAAAAAAAGUAAGAAAAAAAAAACUCUUAUCUGCAUGUCUGUUUUACAUAGGAGACAUAGGAGGCUGGAUGGAGCUAAAAAUAUAAAAAAUUGGCACUACAAAAAUAAUUUUAAUGCAUCAAAAUUGUUUUUUCUUCUCAUCAUUUAAAUGGCCCGGACUCUAUUUAUCAAAAAAAAGCUAAUUUAGGUCAUUUUAUAUGGAAAUAUGGCGAUUUUGUGUUUUUUUACCAUUAAAAAUAGCAGCGACAUGGCGCAAAAAAAUGGCAUAAAAAGGUGAAUUUAAGGUAAAAGGGGGAUUUUUAAAAAAAAAAUUUAUGUUCAAUGCUAAAGUUGUUUAAGAGACAUGAGUCAAAAAAAGUAAGAAAAAAUGUUUUAAAAAUGAUUAUUUUCUGAACACACAAAACUAACAGGAACCGAGGGCAGGAUUACUUUCUGAAGUACAAAAAAAUGUCCUCUUAAUUUUUCCUUUUUGGGUCCUCGUUUGUUAUUUUUCUUAUAUUGUCCCUGGUCCUCAAAUAGACAUAAAAACAAACACAAACAGACACACACAAACAACUGUGGUUGAUUUCCUGUCCCCUCGAGCCGCUUCUGUGUCGCUGUGGUCAGAUUGAAAUUAAAAAAACAUAAUAAAACCGAAUUUAGAUUGAGAUUAAAUUCCUGAGUUUAUUUUACGUCAGUCCAAGAACUUUCAGUUUUUUUAUUUUUGUUUUUCAGCUAAAGCUUUAUUCGCCCCGGCCCCGCCUCCUCAAACAACAAGCCCCGCCCCCAAGUCACCUGUCGAUCAGCCGGCCUUCCCCGCUGGAGCAACAGCCGCCGUUCCAGGAAACAUCUCCCCUCCCCUGUCUCACGAUCGGAAAGGAAGGAGGAAAGGAGAGAGGAAAGGUGAGACGAUAAGGAGUGAAAUUAAGGACAGAGGAAACGAAGAGAAGACUCACUCUCUCUCUCUCUUUCUCAGCUCGUCCCACCUCAGACUCGUUCACUUUGGAGGCGGAGCUCAGCGUAGACGUGUCACGGCUAGACUUGCGGGUCGGACGGGUCCUGAACAUACGGCGCCACCCACUGGCGAGGACGAUGUCGGUUCAAGAGGUGGACAUGGGAGAGGACGCCCCUCGCACCGUCGUCAGCAAACUCGAAGAACAAACAGACUUUGAGGAGGUAACACAAGUUUAUUUUUUUAAAUAUUCCGAUUUAUAAACUUAACGUUUUUGUGCCGAAUAUUGUCUUUAAUAAUAAUGAAGUUUUUAUACCAUAGCGACUUAAAAAAUAAGAAAAUUACGCAGAAAUAUUUAAUUGGUUCUUUUUUGUUUCCUGUAUUUAACCUCGGCGUCCCUCUGGUCUCUAAAAUUUUUAUUUCACGUCUUUUUUAAAGUUUCUAAAAGUACACCGUUUUUCUCGCUCUCUAGAUCCAGGGGAGUCUCGCUGUGCUGCUUUGCAACAUCAAGGCCUGCAGGGUUAGGGGCGUGGUCUCACAGGCCCGCAUCCUCUGUUGCGCCUACUCCGAAGACAGCAGCGAGCUUCUGACUCCGCCCACAGGGUCGAACCCCGGAGACAGAGUCACCUUCCUAAACUACCCAGGUAACAUCAUCACGAACAAACCGACAAAAAAAAUGAUUAUUCACAAAUUUAAGCUGCGUUCGAGUUACCUUUAAAGUCGGAUGUCGGAGCUGAAAACGAUGUCACACCCGAGUUAUCGGCAUUUCAGUUACCAAGUCGGAAAAAAGCAAAAUCAGGGCAAAAACAAGAUGGCUAAAUCCAUGAAAGUUAUUUAAGCGCUUGCUGUAUAUUUGGACAAGACAAGUGAUAAAAUAACUUUCGUAGAUGCAGCCAUCUUGUUUCCGCCUCCGAUUUUGCUUUUUUCCGACUUCUAGCACUUCUAGCCAAUCAGAGACGAAGGAGGCGGGACCUUCCCCAAACAUCAUACGAACAGAAAAUUUCGCGUCCAGCUACCACCUGACCUUUCUGCGCGUCCAUCAACCUCCAACCGCCAAUGACUUUACCAUCAUCAUGACACGUUGCCAUGGAGAUCUGAUCUGCUUAUGACUCCUCCCCCUUUUUUUUUCGUGCUCAGGUGACCCGGACAAAGAGCUGCAGUCCAAACAGAGGGUUUGGGAGCUCCUUCAACCCGACCUGCAGGUGGACGGUCGGGGCGUGGCCAACUAUAAAGGCUGUGGGUUCGAGGUGAAGGGUAAAGGUCUGUGCCGGGCCCCCACCCUCACCAACUGCGGCAUCAGAUAG
Molecule: messenger RNA, 6137 nt
Organism: Xyrichtys novacula (pearly razorfish)
Lineage: Eukaryota; Metazoa; Chordata; Actinopteri; Labriformes; Labridae
Source: the annotation of a GenBank genome assembly